AUGAAGGAUACCGAUCAGCAGCUACGCCCACAAACCUCGUGGAGGCUUCAAAAUGGCCAAAUGCACUUCCAAAACUUCUUCUUCUAUUUGCUUAUCUUUGGCUGUGGUUUAGCCUUAGGUAUCGCCCAUACUUCCUAUAUCAGAGACAUUUCUUUCAGCUUUCGACUCAACCAGUUAUCUAAUAAUCCAAGCAACACCUCCCUAGCGAACUCCUCAAUAUCUUCUCCAUCAUCUUCACCCUUCGUUGCUAUCAACGAAAACAAAACCGGCCGAAUCGGACUUAAAGAAUUUCUGAGAGUGCCAAACGUUUCUCAUGAUAUGAAUGAGGAAGAAUUAUUAUGGAGAGCAUCAAUGGUUCCUCGUCUACGCAAUCAUCCCUUCCAACUUGUCCCCAAAGUUGCUUUCUUGUUUUUGACAAGAGGGCCUUUGCCUUUGGCUCCCUUGUGGGAGUUGUUCUUUAAAGGGCAUCAAGGGUUAUUCUCAAUCUAUGUGCAUUCCAAUCCAUCCUUAAAUGGAAUUUAUACAGAAGAGAAAACUUCUGUGUUUUAUGGCAGGAGGAUUCCAAGUAAGGAGGUACAGUGGGGAAAGAUUUCAAUGUUAGAAGCAGAGCGACGUUUAUUGGCUAAUGCACUACUGGACUUCUCAAACCAACGUUUUGUUCUCCUAUCAGAAUCAUGCAUUCCCUUAUUCAACUUCUCUACCAUCUACAGUUACUUAAUGGGCUCAACAACAACAUUCAUUGAGGUUUAUGAUUUACCCGGCCCGGUUGGCCGCGGCCGAUACAACCCGAAAAUGAGGCCUGUAAUUCGGCUCGAUAAAUGGCGAAAAGGCUCGCAAUGGGUCGAGAUGGACCGUCGGCUUGCGGUGGAGGUAGUAUCCGACCGAAGCUAUUUUCCAGUUUUUCAGAAAUUUUGCAAAGGUUCAUGCUAUAGCGAUGAGCACUAUUUGCCAACAUUUGUUAACAUGAAAUUUUGGAAGAAAAAUUCAAACAGAACUUUAACAUGGGUCGACUGGUCCAAUGGGGGGCCUCAUCCACAUAAAUUUGGGAGACUAGAUAUCACUAUUGAUUUUUUGGAGAGGUUGAGAAAUUGGAGCAAAUGUGAGUACAAUGGAAGAAGGACUAAUAUUUGCUACUUGUUUGCAAGAAAGUUCACUCCUGCUGCUUUGGAUAGGUUAUUGAGAUUUGCUCCAAAGGUCAUGAAAUUUUAG
Messenger RNA from Dovyalis caffra, 1209 nucleotides. The record is from the annotation of a GenBank genome assembly. NCBI's taxonomy places the organism in Eukaryota, Viridiplantae, Streptophyta, Magnoliopsida, Malpighiales, Salicaceae.